Odobenus rosmarus divergens (Pacific walrus) is the source of this 447-nucleotide messenger RNA. It is a transcript of the gene DYNLT2B, whose product is annotated as Tctex1 domain containing 2. Lineage: Eukaryota; Metazoa; Chordata; Mammalia; Carnivora; Odobenidae. Gene Ontology annotation, molecular function: dynein intermediate chain binding. The record is from RefSeq and is a predicted model, not a curated record. The coding region runs from base 1 to 342 and encodes 113 amino acids. Gene Ontology annotation, biological process: microtubule-based movement. Gene Ontology annotation, cellular component: cytoplasm; cytoplasmic dynein complex. The transcript is spliced from 5 exons.
AUGUCCCACAGGAUAUGGGAACAAAGGUUCAGACCCUCUGUGGUUAAAGAAUGUAUCCAUGCUGUGCUUAAGGAGGAACUGGCAAAUGCUGAAUACUCUCCAGAAGAAAUGCCUCAGCUCACAAAACGUUUAUCAGAAACCAUUAAAGACAAAUUGAAAGAAAUGGGAUUUGACCGAUACAAAAUGGUGGUACAAGUAGUGAUUGGAGAACAAAGAGGUGAAGGAGUAUUCAUGGCUGCUCGCUGUUUCUGGGAUGCUGACACUGACAACUACACUCACGACGUUUUCAUGAAUGACAGUUUAUUCUGUGUUGUAGCGGCAUUCGGCUGUUUCUACUAUUGAAUCUUUGAAAAGUUGGGUAAAAAUAUGACCAUGAAGAAAUAUACAUUUUUUUAUAUUGCUAAAUAUCUCAACAAAAUAAAGAUAAUUUGGCAUUUUGGCAGCUGA